UUUUGUUUUAUUUUAUUUUACUUUUUUUUUUUUUUACACACAUUAGUGUAUAAUUUUUUUAAUGUCAUGAAUGUAUCUUCAACAUCAACAAGGACUACAGAUGUUAUCCAAGUUCCCGAAUAUUUUUAUGCAAUCGAUAUUAAUUAUUUAACUCACAUGAUUGCUGAUAUGUUAGGCAGACUCAUAUCACAUAAUGACCUUAUACCGUUAACCCCUAGUAACCUAACACGUUUCCAUUCUCGAACACCGCCUAAUAUAUCUCUCAGCGAUUAUUUACGACGAAUAGUAAAAUAUACUUCAGUAGAAAAAUCCUGUUUAUUAAUUUUGUUAAUAUAUAUUGAUCGUGUAUGCGAACUUCAUCCACAAUUUACUGUAUCAUCGUUAACAGCACAUCGCUUUCUUAUAACUGCUGUAACAGUAUCAUCUAAAGCAUUAUGCGAUUCAUAUUGUACAAACUCACACUAUGCCAAGGUAGGAGGUAUAUCGACACAAGAAAUAAAUGCGCUUGAAUUAGAAUUUCUAUCCUUAAUUGAUUGGCACCUUUCUUCAACAGGUCCAAUAUUACAGCAAUAUUAUGUAAACCUUGUGGAACAGCAUCCUUGCUAUGAACGUAUUAUAUCUAAUGAGACUAAAGAGUUAUUAGAAACAAUGACAUAUAAAAAGCGUCGAAGGAGCAGUACUCCUACAGAAGAACAAAUAAGCGAAAAAAUAAUUUAGACACUGAUAUUAUAAAAUUAGAAGAAGAGAAGACAAAAAGACAUUUUGAUACAUUGUUAGAAGAUGACACCAUACCCUAUAUCGCAUAGCUAUUUAUUAAUACCAUUUUAUGUAGUCACCUUUAAUUUUAUUGAAUCAAAACUAUACAUUUACGUAUACUCCCUUUUACUUAAUGAAAGGAAUAAUAAAGAAAAUGAAAACAAUUUACGCUGGCGUUUAAAUAGCAAUAAUCAUCAUUAUCCUUAUUAUAAAGAGUACACAUAGAAUCUGUAGAA
Messenger RNA from Cokeromyces recurvatus, 992 nucleotides. Its product is annotated as cyclin-domain-containing protein. The coding region runs from base 67 to 717 and encodes 216 amino acids. Gene Ontology annotation, biological process: regulation of cyclin-dependent protein serine/threonine kinase activity. Lineage: Eukaryota; Fungi; Mucoromycota; Mucoromycetes; Mucorales; Mucoraceae. The record is from RefSeq and is a predicted model, not a curated record. Gene Ontology annotation, molecular function: protein kinase binding; cyclin-dependent protein serine/threonine kinase regulator activity. Gene Ontology annotation, cellular component: nucleus; cyclin-dependent protein kinase holoenzyme complex. The transcript has 3 exons.